Molecule: messenger RNA, 3042 nt
Organism: Nezara viridula (southern green stink bug)
Lineage: Eukaryota; Metazoa; Arthropoda; Insecta; Hemiptera; Pentatomidae
Source: the annotation of a GenBank genome assembly
AUUUAACCUCUGAGGUUGAGUUCGAGGCGCCAGUGCUCUGAUUGUCGUCAGAGCGAUGUACGUCGCUGUUUUCUUCGUAGCCGUCUUGGGGCUCUGCUCAGGGUACCCCAGCCAACCCAAACCUACAUGUGGUUAUGAGUCCUGCCCAAAAGGAAGACUUGAUAAAAUAAAUCUACACAUUGUUCCCCAUACUCAUAAUGAUGUCGGGUGGCUAAAGACUUAUGAUCAGUAUUACUAUGGAAGCAGAACCAAUAUUCAAAGUGCUGGGGUUCAGUACAUCAUUGAUUCCGUGGUACAAGAACUUCUUAAGGAUCCUACUAAAAGGUUUAUAUAUGUUGAAACAUCCUAUCUUUAUAAAUGGUGGAAAGAGCAAGAUGACAUUAUGAAGCAACAAGUUAGGCAACUAGUAAAUUCAGGACGGCUUGAGAUCAUUGGUGGUGGAUGGUGCAUGAAUGAUGAAGCAGCAGCCCAUUAUCAUUCUAUCAUAGAUCAAAUGACAUGGGGUUUCAGGUUAUUGGACGAAAUGCUGGGUGAAUGUGCCAGGCCUAAGAUAGGAUGGCAGAUUGAUCCAUUUGGUCACAGUAAGGAAAAUGCUGCUUUAUUCGCUGGUUUUGGUUUUGAUGGAUUGUUCCUGGGAAGAAUAGAUUGGGAAGAUAAGACAAACAGGGAAGAAAAGAAGACUAUGGAAGUUAUAUGGAAUGCAAACCCAUUCGAAAAAGGAGAUGACGGUAAACUGUUCACUAGCGUACUGUACAAUACAUACAGCCCCCCUCCUGGAUUCUGUUUUGAUAUAAAUUGUGACGAUGAGCCAAUCAUUGACAACAAAGAGAGUCCAGAUUAUAAUGCUGAAGAAAGGACAAGAGAUUUCUUAAAAAUAAUGGAAAACUAUACUAAAGCUUAUAGAACAGAAAAUAUUUUGGUGACAAUGGGAAAUGACUUUAAUUACCAAAAUGCUCACAUUAAUUUCAAGAAUAUGGAUAAACUUAUAAAACAAAUAAAUUUAUUGGACACCAAAUACUAUGCCUUUUACUCUACACCUUCAUGUUACCUGAAAUCAGUCCAUGAAGCAGGGAUUACCUUUUCCACGAAAAAUGACGAUUUUCUGCCAUAUUCUACUGACCCAUACACAUUUUGGUCUGGAUAUUUCUCUUCAAGGCCAGCUGUUAAGAGAUUCGAGAGGAUGGGUAACAAUUUUUUGCAGGUUGUUAAGCAAAUCAGCAGUGCUAGUGGUACGGGCGAAACCAAUGCUCUUAACGAAUUGAGAGAAGCUUUAGGAACUCUACAACAUCAUGAUGCCGUUACUGGAACUGAGAAAGAACAUGUUGCUGCUGAUUACGCUAGGAUUUUGACAAGUGCGAUAGACCACUCUGGUGAUGUCGUUCAGGAAGCCCUCAUGAAAAUAAUGAAAAAACAAGAUGAUCUUAAAACUGAACUGCAAUCCUGCCUCCUAUUAAACAUCAGUUCUUGUGAGCCAACGGAGAAGAGCAAACGCUUCGUUGUUACACUUUACAACCCACUGUCGCAUAAAGUUGAUUAUCUUGUGAAAAUACCAGUGGCCAAAGAUAGUUCCUAUACAGUUCUUUCACCAAGAGGGGACGAAGUGUUAACACAAAUGUUAGUUGUGCCCGAACAAGUUUUGGAUCUGCCUGGUCGCCCUACCAAAGCAGAAGUUGAGCUGUCGUGGUUGGCUAAAGAUAUUCCAGCUCUCGGAUUCGCUUCGUAUCAUGUUACAAAGCGUUACACUCCACCACCUCCAUGUGAAGAAAUUGUUUUCCGGAAGAUACCUAUCACACUUGGAUACAAGGAUCUUUCGUUAACUUUAAAUAGUGAAGGAGACAUUAAAGGUAUAAAAGCUGGCAGGAAGCAAUAUCAAUAUGAGCCUAUUAACAAUGACUUUAGGUUUUACAUCCCUGCAGUUGGCAACAAUGAAGUUUUUAUCAAUCGAUCCUCAGGAGCUUACAUAUUUAGACCAAAUGGUUCAGAAAUAGUUAUUGACCAAGAUACCUCUAAACUCAGGAUAUACCAAGGACCUCUUGUAACUGAAAUGCACCAAACUUACAACGAAUGGGUAAGUCAAGUGAUAAGGAUUGUGAAUGGAUCUCCAAUUGCUGAAUUCCAGUGGCUUGUUGGACCUAUACCUAUCGAGAGAGGAGUCGGUAAGGAAAUAGUUUGGCAUUUAACUAUGCCUAACAUGAAGACAGGCGGGGUAUUUGAAACUGAUUCAAAUGGACGCCAACAUUUGAAGAGAAAGUUAAAUCAUCGAGAGGACUGGGACCUUCAUUUAGCAGAAAAAGUUCCAGGGAAUUACUUCCCAAUAACAACAGAUAUAUCAAUUAGUGAUCAUAAGAAAGUUACAGUAAUUACAGACAGGACACAGGGAGGUUCAAGCCUUGCUGAUGGUGAAUUGGAAUUAAUGGUACAUAGGAGGCUAACACAUGACGAUGCUUUCGGAGUUGGUGAAGCAUUGAAUGAAACAGCGUUUGGUGAAGGAUUGAUAGUUAGAGGAUCUCAUUGGCUACUCGUGGAUGACUGUAAAUCUUCACCAAGGAAGGAAGUGCAAGAACUAUCUAUCUUACCUCCUUGGAUUUUCAUUUCUACUACUUCCCUCUCCUUCGCUGAAUGGGAAGCCAACUUCUUGACUACCUACUCUAGCCUGCUCAAUGAGUUGCCUGAAAAUGUGCAAAUAUUGACCUUUGAACCCUGGGCACACAACAGUAUUUUGCUGAGAUUGGAACACAUUGGGGAUCCAAGCAGUGAUCCAAAACUGGCUGUUCCUGUUACAAUUGACCUCGAAAAUUUAUUUAGCGGUUUAGAAAUAACUGGAAUUCAAGAAAUGAGCUUAGGAGCAAAUAUGAAGAAAUCUGAAGUAUCUCGAUUAAGUUGGAAAUCUGAAUGUGAUAAUAAAAUACGGCUGUCAGCUGAAGAUCACCGAGAAACAUUUAGAAUCACAGUACAACCAAUGCAGAUUAAGACAUUUUUAUUACAAGUUAAAUGAACUGCCUGAAUUUAGUAUUAUUUUGUAAAUAAAUUUAUAUUUUUUAA